AUGAGAUACUGGUUUGAGCUGGGGUUCACCACAAAGCUCCGUCUGAAGAGCGAGGCUGUUCCCACUCUUGGUCUUCCACGAGCGAGGAAGGAGCUCCCAACGUUGCUGCCCAGCCACGGAGACUCCGGGCGCCACUCUGAGCCUAAAGCAACCAGAGAAAUGGCCUGUCAGACGGAUCCAAUCAUCAGCAGGCACGCUUGUGUCCAGGCCAAUGUUAAGCCCAGCAGGCGCAGCAAAGGCUUGCAGGUGCAGGCUCCACAUAAGAGCCUUCCAUCUGAACGACAGUUCUCUGAACUGUUCAAGCGCUACAACGGAAGUCCCUCCACACAAAGCCAGAAAGUACAUUGUUCAUGA
Molecule: messenger RNA, 354 nt
Organism: Knipowitschia caucasica
Lineage: Eukaryota; Metazoa; Chordata; Actinopteri; Gobiiformes; Gobiidae
Source: the annotation of a GenBank genome assembly